Cynocephalus volans (Philippine flying lemur) is the source of this 5410-nucleotide messenger RNA. RefSeq names its product ring finger protein 40 (gene RNF40). The transcript has 20 exons. The record is from RefSeq and is a predicted model, not a curated record. Gene Ontology annotation, cellular component: HULC complex; nucleus. NCBI's taxonomy places the organism in Eukaryota, Metazoa, Chordata, Mammalia, Dermoptera, Cynocephalidae. The coding region runs from base 155 to 3154 and encodes 999 amino acids. Gene Ontology annotation, molecular function: metal ion binding; ubiquitin protein ligase activity.
UGGCGCCUGCGCCCGGUGCCGGGGGCCGUUGAUAUCCGGUGAGAUCCAAGAUGGCGGCGUUACGCUGACCCUGCUGCCGGUGACGGAAGUGCCGCCUCCGCCCUCCUGACGCCCCUCGGGGGACCCUGCGCCGCUGCUUCUCGCCGCCGCUGCCAUGUCUGGGCCCGGCAACAAACGCGCCGCAGGCGACGGGGGCUCAGGGCCUCCAGAGAAGAAAUCGAGCCGCGAGGAGAAGACCACCACCACUCUUAUCGAGCCCAUUCGUCUCGGGGGCAUUUCUUCCACGGAAGAGAUGGAUCUGAAAGUUCUGCAGUUCAAGAACAAAAAAUUGGCAGAGCGGUUGGAACAGCGACAGGCUUGUGAAGAUGAACUGCGAGAACGAAUUGAGAAGUUGGAGAAGCGGCAGGCCACAGAUGAUGCCACACUCCUCAUCGUCAACCGCUACUGGGCCCAGCUGGAUGAAACUGUGGAAGCCCUUCUCCGAUGUCAUGAGAACCAGGUGGAGCCAGGGAUAGAGGCACCUGGGACCCAGGAGGGGCCAACACGUGUUGGGACCCCUCUCACAGAGCCAGGGACUUCGGACCUGAGGGAGCCCCUGCCGAUGCAACUGCGGCCCCCUCUCAGUGAGCCAGCCUUGGCGUUUGUGGUGGCACUGGGUGCCAGCAGCAGUGAGGAGGUGGAGCUGCAGCUACAGGGCCGCAUGGAGUUCUCCAAGGCAGCUGUGUCCCAUGUGGUAGAGGCCUCAGACUGCCUACAACGCCGGGUGGAGGAACUCUGUCAGCGAGUAUACAGCCAAGGAGACAGUGAGCCCCCCAGUGAGGCGGCUCGGGCACAUACCCGGGAGCUGGGCCGUGAGAACCGGCGGCUACAGGACUUGGCCACCCAGCUACAGGAGAAGCACCAUCGCAUCUCAUUGGAGUACUCUGAGCUCCAGGAUAAAGUGACAUCAGCAGAGACCAAAGUUCUAGAGAUGGAGACAACGGUGGAGGACCUGCAGUGGGACAUUGAGAAGCUGCGUAAGCGAGAGCAGAAGCUCAAUAAGCACUUAGCAGAGGCCUUGGAGCAGCUUAACUCUGGCUACUAUGUGUCUGGAAGCUCGUCAGGCUUCCAGGGGGGCCAGAUCACACUCAGCAUGCAGAAGUUUGAGAUGCUGAAUGCAGAGUUGGAGGAAAACCAGGAAUUGGCCAACAGCCGCAUGGCAGAGCUAGAGAAGCUGCAGGCAGAACUUCAGGGGGCUGUGAGGACCAACGAGCGCCUCAAGGUGGCCCUGCGGAGCCUUCCUGAGGAGGUGGUGCGGGAGACAGGGGAGUACCGCAUGCUGCAGGCCCAGUUCUCACUGCUCUACAAUGAGUCUCUGCAAGUGAAGACCCAGCUGGAUGAGGCCCGGGGGCUGCUGCUGGCCACCAAGAACUCCCACCUGCGACACAUUGAGCACAUGGAGAGUGACGAGCUGGGGCUGCAGAAGAAGCUGCGCACGGAGGUUAUCCAGCUGGAGGAUACGCUGGCCCAGGUACGCAAGGAGUACGAGAUGCUGCGCAUCGAGUUUGAACAGAACCUGGCAGCCAACGAGCAGGCGGGGCCCAUCAACCGAGAGAUGCGCCACCUGAUUAGCAGCCUCCAGAAUCACAACCACCAGCUCAAGGGGGAUGCCCAGCGAUACAAGAGGAAGCUCCGAGAGGUGCAGGCUGAGAUUGGCAAGCUCCGGGCCCAAGCCAGUGGCUCUACCCACUCCAUCCCCAAUGUGGGCCACCCAGAAGACUCUGGCCUCAGUGCCCCAGCCCCAGGGAAAGAAGAGAGCGGGACAGGCCCUGUUGGUACUCCUGACAGCAGAAAGGAGAUGGCUUCUGUGCCUGGCACUACCACUGCUACCUGCUCAGUGAAGAAGGAGGAGCUGGUCCCCUCUGAAGAGGAUGCCCAAGCCCUAACCCCUGGGGCCCAGGGCCCCUCCUCCCGGGGCCGAGAACCUGAGGCCAGGCCCAAGCGGGAGCUUCGGGAACGGGAAGGGCCUGGUGUGGGACCCCCACCUGUAGCCUCGGCUCUCUCAAGGGUUGAUCGGGAGAAGGCCAAGGUGGAGGAGGCCAAGAGGAAGGAGUCGGAACUCCUUAAGGGUCUCCGAGCAGAGCUCAAGAAGGCCCAGGAAAGCCAGAAGGAGAUGAAACUGCUGUUGGACAUGUACAAGUCAGCACCCAAGGAGCAGCGGGAUAAAGUGCAGCUCAUGGCAGCUGAACGCAAGGCCAAGGCUGAGGUUGAUGAGCUACGGAGCCGUAUCCGGGAAUUGGAGGAGAGAGAUCGAAGGGAGAGCAAGAAGAUUGCAGAUGAGGAUGCCUUGCGGCGCAUUCGGCAGGCAGAGGAGCAGAUAGAACACCUGCAGCGCAAGUUGGGUGCCACCAAGCAGGAGGAGGAAGCUCUACUGUCAGAGAUGGAUGUGACAGGUCAGGCUUUUGAAGACAUGCAGGAGCAGAAUGGGCGGCUGUUACAGCAGUUACGGGAAAAGGACGAUGCCAACUUUAAGCUGAUGUCAGAGCGCAUCAAGGCCAACCAGAUUCAUAAGCUGCUGCGGGAGGAGAAGGAUGAGCUGGGCGAGCAGGUUCUUGGCCUCAAGUCGCAGGUGGAUGCCCAGCUGCUGACCGUGCAGAAGCUGGAGGACAAGGAACGGGCCCUGCAGGGCAGCCUUGGUGGUGUGGAGAAGGAGCUGACGCUGCGCAGCCAAGCCCUGGAGCUCAAUAAGAGGAAGGCUGUGGAAGCAGCCCAGCUGGCUGAGGACCUUAAGGUGCAGCUGGAGCAUGUACAGACUCGUCUGCGGGAGAUCCAGCCCUGCCUGGCAGAGAGCCGGGCUGCUCGCGAGAAAGAGAGCUUCAACCUCAAGAGGGCUCAGGAGGACAUUUCACGGCUGCGGCGCAAGCUGGAGAAGCAGAGGAAAGUGGAGGUUUAUGCGGACGCUGACGAAAUCCUCCAGGAGGAGAUCAAGGAGUACAAGGCGCGGUUGACCUGCCCUUGCUGUAACACCCGCAAGAAGGAUGCAGUCCUUACCAAGUGCUUCCACGUUUUCUGCUUCGAGUGUGUGCGGGGCCGCUAUGAGGCCCGCCAGAGGAAGUGCCCCAAGUGCAACGCAGCCUUUGGUGCCCAUGACUUCCACCGUGUCUACAUCAGCUGAACCCGAAACUCAGGGACUUUGGAACACCCAUGGACCCUGGGGGCUGUGCCCCCAGCCCCUUCCUACUCCAGGUCCAGUGGCCCUAUCCUCCAUUCUGGACCCCAUGUGCCCAGCCCCGGCCCUCCUAGUUGGUUUGGGGGCUCUGGUGCAUGCUAGUGGGAGUGGGAUCAGCCAAGCCCAGUUCCAUCUUUUCCUGAAGGUCAGAUCUAUGUGCUAGGGGACACCCACCCCCAUAGGAAAGGUCUGCCAUGGGAGGCCCAAGGCGCCCAGAGCACUCAACUGAGCUUCCCAGAAGCUGGCCCCAACCUUUCUCCUCCUGUCUCCGUGGACCCAUCCUAUCCCUAAGGGGAUAUUCCCCAGGCUGUGAACUCCCACACAAAAGGAGGCUAACUACCUGCCUACAUACCCAGAAGUGAGGAUCAGGGCUGAGCCAGGUCCUCAGCUUCUUGCUGACUGGGCCCUGGGGCCCAGGUAGACUUUCUUCACCUGCCUCCACCCCCCCAGGCCUGGGCAAGGCUUCUGUCCUGUGGCGUACCGUAGACACUUAGGUCUGGCUCUUGUGCUAAGGGCUGAAGGAGAUACCCCCUGGGGGGCACCACCUGCUUCCUCUGGGAAGCUGUAUAGUUGCAGUCACCAUCCUCAUUUUAGGAGUACAGAACCAAGAUCAUCAGUUUCUAAUCAGGCCCCUCCCCAAUCUCUACGUCCACUUAUCCCCACCUCAUGCAUCCCAAGGCUCCACUGGAUCCCUGGCCCUAACCCUGCUUUCAUCCUGGUGGCCUUAACUGCAGUGGAGGUGGAACUUCCCAGGAGAGGAAGGGACAGACCAGCCCCAGCCACUGGGCCAACUUCCGAUCAUUCCAGGUAGAAGAGCUUCACCCAACACCCUGUGACUGAGCCUGUCCCUACAAUGCCUCCUGUGCUGUCAGCCCAAGCAAAGGCUUGGGCUGUGAAGGCAGCACCCAGAGAGGCCUGGGAAGUGGAGCUGCUAAUAGGUGCAGGGGCUUAUUUGGACCCACAGCCUCUGCUCUAGAAAUGUCUUGUAUAGGCUAAUUGUUACGAAUAAACAUCCAACCCUUGGCCUAGGUCAGAAUAGCUAAGCCUCAUACCCCAAAUAUAGUCCCGGUUUUUAGCUGCUACCUAUCCAGCACUUACCGGGCUCGAUGUGUCUGGGAGGGGGCCUUCGCCAAUAUGCCACUCCGUUCCUGCACACCUCAAGGCUAAGUUGUGCUUAGCUCUCAUGGCCAUUAGGGAUCCCUAACCGGCCCUGUUGGGGAGCGCGUCUGCAGGGACAACACGUCCUAGUCACUGGAGUUGAGCUAUCCUGUACUGGAGGGAGGCUGCAGACCCUCGGCCGGGCUGUCCACGCCCCCGGCAGGCAUUGGUUGCUGGGGCGCUGGGAAACCUUGGCUGCAUCCUGGGAAGUGUAGUCCCUAUUCGCACAUGGGAGAAGGUUAUCGGAGGCUGGAGCUGGUUAUCCCGUUUACUGGUAAAAGGCGGUAUUGAACCCAGCCCCGCGGGCCGUUCCUCAACGGCUUCACCCGCCCCAACCCCUCGGACGCACAGAUCGAGACACCUCAGUUGGGUGACUUCCUUCAUUGCAACCUGCCUCAGCCGCGGGCUGGCCGGGUCCUCGGAACUAUGCCGCAUGCUGAGCGGCGCCUCUGGGCUCAGCGCACUAUCGGCGCUACGGACCGAGCCUUUUCCGAGGCCGUGCUGGAACUGGCGCCAGUGCCGGUGCUGACCGGGGUUGGUGCUGGAGCAGGAACCAGGGCCAUGGUUUCGGUAGCGGCCACAGGCUUGUCAGCAGCCGUGCCUCCGCAGGACCCCGGAACCUUGUCAGCGGUCGUGCCUUCGCGGGGACUCGCGGCUUUGUCCGCUUUCGGGCCCCACCUGGCGCCCGGGGUUUCGGCGGGGCCGCAGCAGCUGGACCAGAUCGGACUGGAGACUGAGGCGUGGACUACGGUGACCUCGGGCGCAGUGUUGGCGGUGGUGGGCACGCUCGCGGAGGCACGGGCCGGGAAGGUGGAAGACAUCGGGCCGCCGAGGAAGUGGCUGCGGCCGAGAACAGCGGUGGCAAGAGUGGGUUAAACGCAGGAUAUUGCAUCAUAGAGGCGCGGUCAUCUGCGCGCGUGGAGAAGCCCAGUCUCCGAAGAGCGCUGCGCCCGGGGUGGAGGUUAGCCAAUCCUCUGUGAGCACUGCCCUCCUUCCCGGGAGUCACCUUCGCAUGGGCUCCUUAAGUAAAAGCAAGUAACCACA